Messenger RNA from Melanaphis sacchari, 366 nucleotides. RefSeq names its product small integral membrane protein 13. NCBI's taxonomy places the organism in Eukaryota, Metazoa, Arthropoda, Insecta, Hemiptera, Aphididae. The record is from RefSeq and is a predicted model, not a curated record. The transcript has 2 exons. The coding region runs from base 162 to 344 and encodes 60 amino acids.
UUUGAUACAAUAUCGUCCGUGACUUUAAGUUCAGAAUUGCGUUUAUAAUAAUAAUAGUAAAUUUUAUUUUUUGAAACAGUGUAGUUAAUGUACUAUCAUCUAUCACUUCCAUCUUCGUUUCUGAACGUAAAUUAAAUCACAACAUUUUAUAGAAUUAUGUUAUGGAGUGGUUGUUUAUUUUAGCUUCAGUAGCCGCAUCAUUUAUCGUUGUAAUUUUUUUCAUACUCAUAGGGUGGUGCUUAGUUUGGAAGUUGUAUUUGUCAAAAUUUAAACUAGUUCGAGAACUUAUUUCUCAGCAAACACCUGAAGUUAGUAACUCUAAUAAAUCUCAAAAGACUCUUUAAGUAACUCAACUGCCAAAAAAUG